UGUUUCACCUUAUUCGUAAAAGAUUUGUGUUACAUAAACUGAGGAUGUUGCAAAAUAAUGGAGCUUCCAAUCCCCCAAGAAAUAGAAAUAGAUGAGAGAGAGUUACAGACAGAGAUGGGCGUAUGAAAACCACAAGUUCCAAAUCUCAAACAAUAUCCAUUUAUAAAUGUUGAUAUGAUAUAUGAUUUAACCAAAAACAUAAGAAACAAAUGUUGUAGAAAAGAAACAAGAAAUGCUGCUCCACAAUCGAAUCCCCAUCACACCUCCUCUACCCCUCAGAAAGCCCAUCCACCACCACCGCAACGCAGCCGUCUCGGCCACGGCUAGCUUCUCAGUCUCCGACGAGUCUCUCUCCUCCCGAGGCUUCACUUUCCACCGCACCAUCGACAACCUCAACCUCGACCACCUCAAUUCCGUUUUCGCGGCAGUCGGGUUCCCUCGCCGCGACCCGGAAAAGAUUCGAGUAGCUCUUGAGCACACCGACGCGCUACUGUGGAUAGAGUACGAGAAAACAAGGAAGCCCGUCGCGUUUGCUAGAGCUACAGGCGAUGGAGUGUUUAACGCGAUAAUAUGGGACGUGGUGGUGGACCCCACUUUCCAGGGGAUUGGACUGGGCAAGGCUGUGAUGGAGAGAUUGGUCACUGAGCUGUUGGAGAAGGGGAUCAAUAACAUUGCAUUAUAUUCGGAGCCCCGGGUGCUGGGGUUCUACAGGCCCUUGGGGUUUGUGGCCGACCCGGAUGGCAUUAGAGGCAUGGUCUACUCCAGGAAGCAGAAAAACAAAAAAUAAUAACGAAACUUACUGUAAAUUUUUCAUUUUUGUUUCCCAUAAUUGAUAAAAAGAAGAAAUUCAUUCUUUUAUUUGCUGCUUUUUCUCAACACAUUUUUGUUUUCUCCAUCCUCGGUCACAUUAUCUUAGCGAAUGCAAUAACAUUUACUUCAUACGUUGAAAAAAAGUUAAUAUUACUCCGAGGUUUCGGAGGUAAAAGCAAUGCAACAACGUUGGUACAUGUUGAAUUCUACAAACUUAGAACAAGAUAACCAGAUACAAUAUCUUAUCUUUGCUAUGUAGAUAGCAUCACCUUGGCAGUUGGCAGAAUGUGCACUCUCCAACAAUAUGUAUUCAGGA
Messenger RNA from Sesamum indicum (sesame), 1126 nucleotides. Its product is annotated as GCN5-related N-acetyltransferase 1, chloroplastic. Lineage: Eukaryota; Viridiplantae; Streptophyta; Magnoliopsida; Lamiales; Pedaliaceae. The record is from RefSeq and is a predicted model, not a curated record. Gene Ontology annotation, cellular component: cytoplasm. Gene Ontology annotation, molecular function: N-acetyltransferase activity.